Messenger RNA from Durotheca rogersii, 788 nucleotides. RefSeq lists its product as uncharacterized. The record is from RefSeq and is a predicted model, not a curated record. The coding region runs from base 100 to 720 and encodes 206 amino acids. The transcript is spliced from 3 exons. NCBI's taxonomy places the organism in Eukaryota, Fungi, Ascomycota, Sordariomycetes, Xylariales, Xylariaceae.
CACAGGGCAUUGUUCCGUCUAUUCGGCGAUUGGCCGGGUCCAUUCCCAUCCCCUGCCAACCUCCCAGUUCAGCCUAUUCUUGAACACCCAUUCUCGACGAUGGCAACUCGACGGGCCCGCAAUCUUAUACUCUUGUUUUCGUCAGCUCCCCGGAUCCAACUUGAACUUGCCUGCACCGCUGUUGGCAGCGCUACCGUGCCGUUGGCUUCCCAUCGUCGGUUUUCCGCUCCUAGUUACGCUCUGCCCGCCCGGUCCCCCGUCUCUCCCUUCGUCGUCCUCCUCCUCGCCAGCAUCCCAGUAGCAUUUCUCUCCUCUAGAUUGUCGUGCCUCUCGCCUCGGCCCUGCUUGUCUAUCAGCCCUAGCCAUCCUGCUCCUCCGCACCUUGGGUUGGGUUGGGUUGCCUCGAAGCCGUCGCAUGAGACAACAAAGAAAGCAUCGAGAUGUACACGACGCAAAUUGCGCCCAUGGACAAUUCGUGACGUCGGCCUGGGACGGCACGCGAGGCUGCUCGGUUUAGUAGAUGUCGCCGCCCGCCGCUUCUAUUUUAUUUCUCGCAGGAUUCGACAAGGCCCAAGUAGGUACUCUUGGCCUUUGCCCGCACCCCUCCUCCCUGACGUCGAGCGAGUCUGGAGUCCCAGGGAAGACCGGGACGCGGCCGUCCUGAUUGGACCGUUCCCGCUAGGAAUUGCCUUCUUCGAUGUUCUCUCGAGCUUCUUUUAGCGUCUGGCCCAGGCAUCCUGGACCCGUCUCGAGGAGGGAGAAGGGGGAGGGGGGGUUUGGUGGGUGGU